Messenger RNA from Phyllostomus discolor (pale spear-nosed bat), 1523 nucleotides. RefSeq names its product transcriptional adapter 2-beta. The record is from RefSeq and is a predicted model, not a curated record. Gene Ontology annotation, biological process: chromatin remodeling; regulation of transcription by RNA polymerase II. Bases 229 to 1491 code for a protein of 420 amino acids. The transcript has 4 exons. NCBI's taxonomy places the organism in Eukaryota, Metazoa, Chordata, Mammalia, Chiroptera, Phyllostomidae. Gene Ontology annotation, molecular function: chromatin binding; zinc ion binding; transcription coactivator activity. Gene Ontology annotation, cellular component: nucleus; SAGA-type complex.
GCGGCGGCGGUGGCGGCCGGUCCGGGCCGGAGGGCGCCUGCGUGCUGAGGCGGGACACGGCCCGGCUGGCCGGCUCCGGCGGCGCCUGGGCGGGGCGGCGCGGCGGCGGCAGGCCAGGCGGCGGCGGCGGGCGGCGGUUGCUGGAGCGCGGCGGCGGCGGCCCCGGCGGCGCCGAGGGCGGCGGGAGCGGCGGCGGCGGCGGCGGGCGCGGGCGGCGGGCGGGGGAAGAUGGCGGAGCUCGGUAAGAAGUACUGCGUGUACUGCCUGGCCGAGGUGAGCCCGCUGCGCUUCCGCUGCACCGAGUGCCAGGACAUCGAGCUGUGCCCCGAGUGCUUCUCGGCCGGCGCCGAGAUUGGCCACCACCGCCGCUACCACGGCUACCAGCUGGUGGACGGCGGGCGCUUCACGCUUUGGGGGCCCGAGGCCGAGGGCGGCUGGACCAGCCGCGAGGAGCAGCUGCUGCUGGAUGCCAUCGAGCAGUUCGGCUUCGGGAACUGGGAAGACAUGGCCGCUCACGUCGGAGCUUCCCGGACUCCCCAGGAAGUGAUGGAGCAUUACGUAAGCAUGUACAUCCACGGCAACCUGGGGAAGGCCUGCAUCCCCGACACCAUCCCCAACCGGGUGACAGACCACACCUGCCCCAGUGGAGGCCCCCUGUCUCCCAGCCUCACCACCCCCUUGCCUCCCCUAGACAUCUCGGUGGCCGAGCAGCAGCAGCUGGGCUACAUGCCGCUGCGGGACGACUACGAGAUUGAGUACGACCAGGACGCUGAGACGCUCAUCAGCGGGCUCUCGGUCAACUACGACGACGACGACGUGGAGAUCGAGCUCAAGCGCGCCCACGUGGACAUGUACGUGCGGAAGCUCCGGGAGCGGCAGCGGCGCAAGAACAUCGCCCGCGACUACAACCUGGUGCCCGCCUUCCUGGGCAAGGACAAGAAGGACCGGGAGCGGGCGGCCAAGCGCAAGGUCACCAAGGAGGAGCGCGAGCUGCGGCUGAAGCUGCGGCCGCUGUACCAGUUCAUGUCCUGCAAGGAGUUCGACGACCUGUUCGAGAACAUGCACAAGGAGAAGGUGCUGCGCGCCAAGAUCCGCGAGCUGCAGCGCUACCGGCGCAACGGCAUCACCAAGAUGGAGGAGUCGGCCGAGUACGAGGCGGCCCGGCACAAGCGCGAGAAGCGCAAGGAGAACCGGGGCGCGGCGGGCGCCAAGCGGGGGCGGGAGGACGCCAAGGACGGCGAGUUCGCCGCCAUCGAGCACCUGCCGGGCUUCGAGCUGCUGUCCGACCGCGAGAAGGCGCUGUGCAGCUCCCUCAGCCUGAGCCCCGCGCGCUACGUGACCGCCAAGACCAUCAUCAUCAAGGACCACCUGCAGAAGCGACAGGGGAUCCCCUCCAAGAGCCGCCUGCCCAGCUACCUGGACAAGGUCCUAAAGAAAAGGAUUUUGAAUUUCCUCACGGAGAGCGGCUGGAUAUCCAGGGAUGCUUCCUGAGGCCGGUGCCCUGACGCUGCGGCCGCCGGCAG